AUGCCGUGCUCGCACGCAGCGAGCCGUACGGACCGGCCCGGAGAUGAGCCCUGUGAUGCAGUUCUGUUGUUUAAAACUUUCAAUCUCUUCAGGAAUCCUUAUGAAGAAAAAUAUAGAUUAAUUCGGAUUGGCAAUCCAGCAUUUUCCACAGGACUGUUGCCUGUCAGAGGAGCAGUUGAAUGUUUAUUUGAGAUGGGGUUUCAAGGGGGAGAAACUCACCUGAUUUUCCCUAAGGAAGCUUCGAUUGAACAGCUACGCAAAAUCAGAGACUUAAUUGCUGGAGAGAGGAGUAGCAGGCUGAAUGAGUCAAAUCAGACCCACAGUUCAGGGUCCUCUGAAAUUGUGGCCAACACUCAGACAGUUGCACAUCAACCUUCAAGACCUUCUGACUCUGUUCUUGCCCCUGCCCGUCAGCAACCAGAAACAUCACUUGUGAAAUCUGUUAAAAUGGCUGCAAACAUCUUGAAAACGCUUCAAACAAAAUUUGAGUAUCCUGUAUUGAUGUAUGAGAAUCCUUCUCUUCAGCAGAAAGUUCUAGCUUCAAUUCCCCUCCAGCAAUUGAAAGGGAAGGCUCAGGAAAAGCUGGCACAAGCUACAAGACUGGACAAAGGUGCACAUGUGAAUGAAGAGGACUUCUUGUUGUUGGAGCUCUUGGACUGGUUUAAGAAUGACUUUUUUCAUUGGGUAAAUAAUCUUCCUUGCAGCAGGUGUGGUGGGCAGACAGAGCCUAAAGGAGACUACCUGUUGCCUACUGAUGAUGAUCUAAGGUGGGACGUCAGUCGAGUGGAAAACCAUUACUGCAACAAGUGUCAGUACUGUAACAGAUUCCCAAGGUACAAUAACCCUGAAAAACUUCUGGAAACCAGACGUGGACGCUGCGGCGAGUGGGCUAACUGUUUUACACUGUGUUGCAGAGCUGUAGGGUUUGAAGCUAGAUAUGUCUGGGACUAUACAGAUCAUCUGUGGACUGAAGUAUAUUCUUCAUCUCAGAAAAGGUGGCUUCACUGUGAUCCCUGUGAAAAUGUCUGUGAUAAACCUCUUCUCUAUGAAAUUGGGUGGGGAAAGAAGCUCUCCUACAUAAUUGCAUUCUCCAAAGAUGAGGUUGUUGAUGUCACCUGGAGAUACAGCUGUAAGCAUGAAGAAGUACUCUCUAGAAGGACAGCACUCAGUGAAGCUACGUUACGUGAAACAAUUAACGCAUUAAAUAAAACGAGACAACGAUCUUUGUCAGAAACUAGAAAAAGAGAGCUCUUGGAAAGAACAAUUGUGGAACUUGUUGAAUUCAUUUCUCCUAAAACACCUAAAUCCGAAGAAUAUGGUGGAAGGACAUCAGGUUCAAUGGCUUGGCGAAUAGCCAGAGGAGAAAUUGGUCCAGAGAAAAGAAAAGAAGUAAUUCUUAUUCCCUCUGAAAAAGAGAAGACCUCUAAACUCUUCCACCUCAUCUACAAUGUAGUAGAAGAUAGUUAUACACGGAUUUCCAAUAACAAUGAAAAAAUGAAAGGCUGGGAAACAGGUGUUUGGAAGGCAGAGUCUAUGUGGAGAAAGGUUGAAACAGAUUGGAAAAUGGUUUAUUUAGCCCGAAAAGAGGGGUCAGCCUCUGCUUCCAUCAGCUGGAGGUUUGAGUGCAAGUCAGUCGGUCUAAAAAUAGAUAACAUUUCAAUUAGGACAAGCAGUCAGACAUUUCAGAGUGGAAGAAUAAAGUGGAGACUUUACUCUCCAACAACAGAAAUUGCUCUGAUAGGAGAUAAAAAUAUUCGGUCCUAUUCAGAUUUUUCUGGUGCAACAACAAUUACGUUGGGAGCAGUUCUAAAUGGAGGGGAUGGUGAAGCUGCAUGGCAACACACACAGCUGUUUAGAGACAGCUUAACAGGAUGUGGAGAAAAUUGCUUGGAGAUAAUUAUAAAACUCAGUGACCUCUGAGAACCUGAACUGAAGAGAUGUUCUCUGGAUUUCUUGAAGACGUUAUACCAUGGCUACAACAUGAGAAUUUGGUUGGCAGUUUUUGUUCAUCCUGCUGGAAGCUUAUUUCCUGUUUCACUGCUUCCAUUUAGCCAGCUUGAAACUGCACGUGUAUUGAAUAGUUUUCAUGCUAGUGUGCUCUUUCAUCAUCACUGCUCGUGUCCCAGAGAACUGAAUCCAGAAUAUUUUGAGAGAGAUUAUAGAAACUAAUGAGCAACUGAAAAAAACAGGUGACAGCCAGAAAUCCUAAAUCUAAGGAAAAAAUGCUGUGAUCAGCAUUCAGCUUUCUGAGGUGCUCAGAAAAGGAGACAUGCUCUUGGAAGCCAUGCUGGACUGAAGAUGACCUAGACUGAGAUUCCCAAAUUCUAAUACACAUGCGCCAUGGCAAAGUGCUGCCUAAAUAAUACUUGAGUAGUCAAACACAUUGUCCUGGCCAAUACUGAAAGCUAUUGCUACUGCAACUUCUGCUACCUCUACCAACAGUGGCUACAGUCGUAGUGAGCAAGAUGCAUAUAAGAACCACUGAUCUGGAUGUUUUUACUUCGCUUAAAGACUGAGGUAAUGCGUUCUUACUUUUCUUUAAGAAAAACAGGAGGGCACUGAGGAGCAUGGAGAAUCCACAGAGGUAAACAGGAGCGAUAUAAAGUAGGUAGUGGAAAGAGAAAAUAAGCAUUGUUAGUUGGGUAAAAAUAGAACAGGAGACCAUAACCUAAACAUAAAAACACAUUUAAUUUAUUGCAGUUGGUACUUCAUUUACCCAUUCUCCUAAUAAAUACAGCAAGAAUAAAAUGCUAAGUAGGAAUACCACUGCUGAAACAAAUAACUGAGGACAGCCACAUGAUAUCUUGGAAAGAAAUGUUCAAGACCCAGAAAUACCAAAAUGUUAAAGGAUCUAAAGGGAUAACAAAAUAUUUUUAAUGCAUUUCUGAUCUUCUUUGCUUAAUAUUAGUAUCUAAUAAAAAUAGAAAAGUGCAUGAAGCGGCUAGCAGUGAUCGCUUUUAAACAGUCUAAUCUUCCAAGCUGUUGAAUUACACGACUCCAAUUGAAAUAAAUAGGAACUGUUGCUGCUUAGCUCUGUUACAAAUUAGGCCACCUGAGAAAUUGUUGGAUAGCUGAUCUGAAACAAGUAAUUGUUAGAGAGUUGUAAGUUCAGAUAAUGCUUGCAUUCAAGACUACGGAGGUGGCUGAGUCUUGUGUACAUUUCACCUGUCAGCUGCACAACCCUCUUUUUUUUAAUUAUUAUUUUUUAAUUCAAGUAUACAUCUGAUUUUUGUAAUCAGUUUCUCAAAGACUUCUGAAAAAAUUGUUCUCAAAAGCCUAAGAAUUGUCUGCUGAUACAGGUAAUCUGAAACAAUGCAUUGGAGCAAAUGGAUGUUUUAGUAAACAGGUUGCUGGAAAGAUAAACAACUUAAGUCAGCCAGAAAAGAAUAUUCACAAAUACAAUAUUAUUGUAUAAACUUCCUCUUCUAAACUGCUUCAUAAUUGUCAGAUGCACACAGUAAGCACAUUCCCUGUGCUGUGGGCUAUCAAAGAGUAAUUCAAAUUUUAGGGCAUCUAGUACCAAAUCAAAAACAUCAUGGUCUAGUUAUUCAAAGUACUGAGCCAGUAUAAACUCAAGCUGCCGGUACAAAUUUGCUCAAAGAGAUUGUUCAGUAAUUUGUUGGAGAGGUAACUUCAAACUAUCUGACUGGGCCCUUCAUAGUUAGCCCAGCUUUUUCUUUUUGGUAGUUCCUUGUCUUCCCUGCUGCGUGAGCGCAGAUGUAUUGUUCAUUGAUGUCCUGACAUGUGCUUACCCACAGCCCUCUUCCAGUUGGAUGGCCACAGGACAUUUGCUCAACUCUCUUGGUUGUUCUUUGCCUCAGGUCUUCAGUUAUCCAAAUAUUCCAAAACUUGUGGCCGCUGCCUCUUUUUCCUUUUACCUUAGCAUGAGCUAUGUGGGUGCACUGGCCACAUCUUACUGCCAUGCUCUGCCUCAGUGGCUCUAAGUGGAGGCUGUACUGUGUGCCUCUCAGCUCCUCCCUGAGACUUUCCUCUUCUUGGAUUACCACAACAACCACACAACUCCAUUUUGAGAAAGGAAACGCAAAUGCACAUCCUGACAUAGUCAUCAUCAAUGCCAGUCAAAACUGGUGAUAAAAUGAAGCUAUGCAAAAAAGCUUGCCCUUUCUAUUUCCCCCCAGUAAUUACUAACCAUGUGUCAAAACAGAGAUAAUGUCUCAGAGGUGAUUGGAUUUUAGCUCGAGAGCGCCAUCUCAGACAUUUCCCAGAAUAGUGGAAUUCUCUGUUGGCUACAUCAGUCAUUACUUUUCUCCACAAAUUCAGCCUGUCCACAUACGCCUUUUAUAGUAACAACUCCUUCACCUUCCUGUCUUCCCAGGAAUGAGUAGACAUGGAAUUUCUGCCAUUAGGAAGAAGUCUUGAUACUCACUCUAGAUCCAUCAUGGUUUUCUUUCUGGAAGGCUGGAGAAAUACAAGGGUAAUGAGGACUUUCAAUGAGCAAGAAGAGUCUUGCUGGGUAAAAAUGAAUCACUGCUCUCAUUUUCUUGCCCAAAGAGUCUUGGUCGAAGUGCUAGGAACAAAACUACAUGGCUUAGCCAGAAAGAUAUCCCCCUUUGGAAAGAGAGAGCUCCCUUUCAGAGGGACAGGAAGAAAGGGGCUAGGUGUUUAACAUACAGAAAAGCUAUCUAAGUGAGGAAAGCCUAGCAUGCUUCACUGUGUUCAUUACCCUGAGCCUAAAGGAGGCAGGGACUUUCUGAAUGGUGUGUCAUCUCCAAAACCUUGCUGGCUGUUUGCAUUCUCCACACUGAUUAACAGUGUCAUAAUGCAGUUGGUGAUUUCCAGCCUCCAAAUGAUUGCAGCAAUCUGCCUCUCAGCUCUGUGUAACUCCACUGAUGUCCAUUUUUAUGCCACAUAUGUUCAGCACAGAUCUCCAAAAACAUUGCCUUCUUCAUGUUACUUUGAGUUGUCUUUGUCCCCUGAGGAUUUGCAGCUCUUCCCACUGCCACCAACUCUUUUAAAAACCUCAGAUGUUAAUAGCAUGGAUGUUCAUUUUAUUCAUACUGAGAAUUCCUCCUAGCAGGGCCAGCUCAACCUCCUUUGCUUCAUCUCUGCGUGCACCUUCUCUUGCUGUAUGUGGUCACUGCACAGGAACGCUUUCUCCUAGACAAGAAAUUUCAAUACGAAUGUAUUUCAUCUCUGUGACCAUCUCCUGCCUUAGUGACAACUCUGCUUAUGCUACUCAGCAAAAGUGUAUCACGGCUUAAGCCUGAAUUGACAGUGAGGAGGCUAGAUGGACUUGGAUACUAAAGCACUUCUAAGUCGCAGAUAAAUAUUUAAUGUCAACAAGCGACAUGACUUCCCUGUUCCGCAGGAGAGACAGCGUGGACCAGGAGAGAGGCCAAACGAGUCAGCAUAACUGCCUCCAACACAACCUGCCUCCCCUGCAGUGGGGGAUGGUGUGGUCCAGAAGAGAGUCAGGUGGGUCAGUAGAGUGGUCCCAGCAAUGCAGUGAGCAAUCCAGGCGCUGGGGUCCUUCACUGCUAAGCCCAGGGCUUCUGCUGGACCUCUUUCUUCCCCAGCAAUGUGCCAUCAGCAGCGCUCACAGCCUGCCCCGCUGGAAAGUUCUCCACACCUCGGCAAC
Egretta garzetta (little egret) is the source of this 5599-nucleotide messenger RNA. RefSeq names its product N-glycanase 1 (gene NGLY1). NCBI's taxonomy places the organism in Eukaryota, Metazoa, Chordata, Aves, Pelecaniformes, Ardeidae. Gene Ontology annotation, biological process: protein quality control for misfolded or incompletely synthesized proteins; protein deglycosylation; glycoprotein catabolic process. The record is from RefSeq and is a predicted model, not a curated record. Gene Ontology annotation, cellular component: cytosol; cytoplasm; nucleus. The transcript has 14 exons. The coding region runs from base 1 to 1920 and encodes 639 amino acids. Gene Ontology annotation, molecular function: peptide-N4-(N-acetyl-beta-glucosaminyl)asparagine amidase activity.